AUGGCAAACCAGGCGGGAACCAGGAUGGCGGCGCAAGAGCGGCUUUCGCAGGUUACGGACCAUCUGAAGGCUUCUGAGGCUGAUAUCCCUACGGGGAGGGAAGCGUUGUUGGAGAAGCAUCCAGAUGAUAUCGUCGUAACCUGCGCCCUCCGCACCCCCAUCACAAAAGGCGGCAAGGGCUCCUUCAAGGACACCCCCGCAGCCGACCUCCUCCAUGGCGCAUUUGUGAACCUGGUCUCACGCUCUGGGAUCGACCCGGCCCUCGUCGAGGAUAUCGCGGUCGGGUCCGUCCUCCCCCCGGGCGGCGGCGCAACAGAAUUCAGGGCCGCUGCGCUCGCGGCGGGCUUCCCGGUCACGACGGCGGUGAAGAGUCUCAAUAGGCAGUGCAGUAGUGGACUGCAGGCGUGUGUGGAUGUCGCGAAUAUGAUCAGGGUGGGCAUGAUUGAGGUGGGGAUUGGGGCCGGGGUGGAGAGUAUGAGCAGCCAAUAUGGCCCCGGCGCCGUCACCGAAUUUAGCCCCCUCCUUGAGUCCGUCCCGGAGUCCGCAAACUGCAAAGUCCCCAUGGGCGUGCUCUCCGAAAAGAUGGCCAAAUCCAAAAACAUUCCCCGCACGAAACAAGACGCCUUUGCCGCCUCCUCGUUCCAGAAAGCCGAGGCGGCCCAGAAAGCAGGCCUCUUCGACGAGGAGAUCGCGCCCCUGACCGUCAAGUGGACCGACCCCAAGACCGACGAGGAGAAGACGAUCACAGUCUCCAAGGACGACGGCGUUCGGCAGGCUAUGACCGCGGAAUCGCUCGCGAAGAUCCGUCCCGCCUUCGCGAAGGACGGGAGCAUUCACGCGGGCAACGCGUCCCAGAUCUCGGACGGCGCGGCGGCUGUCCUGCUCAUGAAGCGCAGCACCGCCCUCCGCCUCUCGCAGCCUAUCCUGGGUAAACUCGUGACAGCCUCCGUCGUCGGCGUCCCGCCUCUCCUCAUGGGCGUGGGUCCCGCAGCGGCCAUCCCGCCUUGCCUCAAACGCGCCGGCAUCUCAGUCGCAGAUGUGGAUAUCUGGGAGAUCAACGAGGCGUUUGCGAGCCAGUGUCUGUACUGUGUUGAGGAACUGGGGAUUCCGAUAGAGAAGGUGAAUCCGAAGGGCGGGGCCAUUGCGUUUGGGCAUCCGCUUGGGUGCACGGGGGCCAGGCAGGUUAGUACACUGUUGUAUGAGCUUAGGAGGAGGAAGGAGAGAGUGGGCGUGACUAGUAUGUGUGUCGGGACCGGGAUGGGGAUGGCGGCUGUGUGGGUGGCAGAGUAA
Molecule: messenger RNA, 1290 nt
Organism: Coniosporium apollinis CBS 100218
Lineage: Eukaryota; Fungi; Ascomycota; Dothideomycetes
Product: acetyl-CoA acyltransferase
Exons: 3
Coding region: 1-1290 (429 amino acids)
Biological process (GO): fatty acid beta-oxidation; phenylacetate catabolic process
Cellular component (GO): peroxisome
Molecular function (GO): acetyl-CoA C-acyltransferase activity
Source: RefSeq, a predicted model, not a curated record